This is a messenger RNA of Cherax quadricarinatus, 4137 nucleotides long. Its product is annotated as dnaJ homolog subfamily C member 21. Gene Ontology annotation, cellular component: nucleus; cytoplasm. Lineage: Eukaryota; Metazoa; Arthropoda; Malacostraca; Decapoda; Parastacidae. Gene Ontology annotation, molecular function: nucleic acid binding; zinc ion binding. The record is from RefSeq and is a predicted model, not a curated record.
UGUUAAUUAUAUUAUUAUAUUAUUAUUACUAAAAUAAGUUUCACCGGUUAUAUUGAGCUUCUGUGUUCUUAUUGACUAUUGUAUAGUAUUUUAUAAUGCAGUGAUAUUGCAGAAGAAUCUAAAAUCUAAAAUCUGAAUAUAAGUUAGUGAGUGAACGUGGCCGCUGGUGAGUGGACGUCUUGCAACACGUUCCUGGCAUUACUCUUACCUUAGAAGGAUUUCUCAAGUAUAACAUACUCAGGCAAAACUCUCAAGUAUAAUACCAAAAUGAGGUGUCACUAUGAGGUGUUAGGGGUUUCCCAGAGGGCCACAGAUAGUGACCUGAAGAAAGCCUACCGCCAGAUGGCUCUAGUUUGGCAUCCAGACAAGAACCCAGACAAUAUGGAAGAAGCAAAAGUUCAAUUUCAGUUAAUUCAGGCUGCGUACGAUACGCUCUCGGACCCACAAGAGAGAGCCUUCUAUGACCGUAACAGGGAAAGCAUCCUUAGAGGCAAAGCUUCUGGCUCGGAUCCUAAACCAGAAACUGUAGAUCUGUUUGAGUACUUUUCAUCUCAGUGUUAUUCUGGCUUCAAUGAUUCUGAAAAAGGCUUCUAUACUAUAUACAGGCAAGUGUUUGAGAAGAUUGCUGCCAAGGACAUGCAGUAUAUGGAUGACGAGGAAGAAAUAAUUAUACCAAACUUUGGCUCCAGUGACACUGAUUUAGAGGAUGUAGCUGAAUUUUAUGGUUAUUGGUCAAGUUAUUGCACAUCAAUGGAUUUCCAUUGGGCUGAUGAGUUUGAUAUCCGUGAAGCACAGCGAAUGGGACGCUGGGUAGAGAAAAAAAUUGAGAAGGAUAACAAUAAGGCUCGUCAAAAGGCCCGCAGGCAGUUUAAUGAAGAAGUCAGAGCACUUGUUGCAUUUGUCCGAAAGAGAGAUAAGCGCUGGUUGGCACGCAAGAAAAUUAUUGAAGCCAAGAUAGUUGAAAAUGCGCAGAAACAAGAAGCAGCUCAACGCCGGCAGCGAGAGGCAAGACAAAUGAAGAUGAAGGAAGAUAUUGAGCAAGAGAAAGCUAACUUGGCAGCUUAUGAAGAUGAACUCAAGGCAAUGGAGGAAAAGUUUGCCAAUGAGUGGGGCCUUACAGAAAGUGAUAGUGAUGAUGAUCUUGAGGAGGAUGAAGUGGAAAUAAAUGAAUUAAGAGAAGAUAAGGGAGACCUUGAAGAAAGUGAAGAGAGACUUCUAGAUAACUUGUAUUGUGUGGCCUGUAACAGAUAUUUCAAAACUGAAAAAUCGAAGGAAAGUCAUGAACGGUCUAAAAAACACAAAGAAAACUUGGAGAGACUUAAAGCUACAAUGUUUGCAGAUGAAGAAUUGUAUUUUACAGCUGAUUGUCAUGAUUCCAAGACGGUGAAAGAUAAUUCACAAAGUGAGGAAGAUGUAGCUGAGCAACCGAGAUCUUCAAAGAAAAAGAAGAAAAUGAAAAAAAAGGCUGCAACAGAAGAGCUUACUGAUUCACCUGUCUCAGAAUCCAUUGAUAAGAGAAAAAAAUCUAAGAGAAAAAACAGACAAAGUGUUGAUGAAUUAGAAAUAAAUGUUAAAAAUUUUAUUGAUGAAAGUGAGAGCAAAACUGAGAGUGAUCUUCCAGUUAUUAAUGGGCAUGAUGAAGCAAAUGAACAAAACAAGGAAAUAUCUGCACAGGUUGAGAGUGAAGAAGAAAUUGAUAAAAAUGAGAAAAAUGAAGAUGCUGACUCAACCCCUUUAGAUAAUAAAGAUAAAAAGACUGAGAGAACUAAAUUAGAACCAGAUAGUAGAGAAAGAUAUGAGAAACCUGAAACCAAACCAAAGUUGAAAGGAAAGAAAGCUAAGGAAGCCAGAAAACAAGCUCGGGAAGCAAAUAAUUGUGUUGAACAAGAUGUACAGGUAAAUAAAUGCACCAUCUGCGGCAAUAUGUAUCCAUCUAAGAAUAAAUUGUUCAGCCACAUUAAGGCUGAAGGACAUGCAGCUCUCAAAACACUUGGCAAAGAAGUGAAAGGAAAGAAUAAAGCUAAAAAUUAAUUGUUAUGAACUGUAUUGUUAUAACUUAUUUAUUGCAUAAGUAGUUGACAUGAAUAAUAAUACAUUUCAAUAUCCAUUUUUGUUUAUUUGGAAAGAAGUUUACCUAGCUGAUAUUCAAUACCUGUUAAAUCAGAAAGCUUUCCAAAAUAUUUUUUAACAUUUAAUUUUAAUUAACACUUGAACAUUUUUUAAAUAUUGAACUUGAAGAUUCUUUACAGUAAAACCUCUGUUUAAGGAAUUUUGCAAAUUUUUAACAAAAAAAAAUUGGCCAGACAAGCAGAAGCAUUGGACUAAAUGGACAAAAGUCCUUAAUAUUGGAUUUUGUCCAUAGCAGUGGUGUCCGGUUCAACAACUCCAAUAUUUGUUCAGUAGAGGCCAGAGCGGCCAUGUUCAGGACCUGUGUGUUUUCGUUGUUCCGUGUCCAUAGGUUGCCAUGCCAGUUUGUGCUCACACACACACUCAUCAUUCAUUCUCCAAUUUUCCCUGGAUUUACAGUGUUUUGUGUGGCUUUAUAAACAUUAAGUACAGCACAGUUAACAAUGGAUUCUAAAGUAAGUAAUGGUGUCUAGUGGAAACAUGUGGUUCUCAGUGUUAGGCAGAGACUUGAACUAAUAAAGAAGGUUGAGCUUGGCUUCUCAGUGGUGUGUCUUCUCAGCUAUCUACAUUAUUUUUGCUAGAGCUUUACAACUAUGACUCAAAAUAAUACUAUAAGUUCUUUUGAGUCGCCACUACCAAUCACGGCAGUUUACACCUUAUCUUUCCACCACAAAAAGAUAGGCAAAAUUAUUGUAAAUUAUGUAUAGUACUGUAAAAUUACUGUACAGUACUGUACUGCAGCUCUACAGGUUGCAAUACCUGUAUUCUUAGUGUCUGGUUGUUUUCUGCAUCAGUGGACCAAGUCUGCUGAUUCAGAACUUUGUUUAUGUUACGAUCAUGAAAAAUUAGUCAGCAAUAUCAGAUAUCCUCUACCCCUGUUAGUUAGAGGGUUCAAUGCAUUUCAGUAUAUGCUCUUUAGAGGUAUAUUCAUAAAGCAGCGACAACAUCCUGGACACACAGAUCACCCCACGUAAAAGAACUUAGAAAAAGCAUCUUCAUAUUUGCAGUGUACAGUAUGUAUUGAACUCUGUUCUCUGCAGUUCCUCAUUUUCUGCUACAUCAUUUGAACAUGCUUUUUGUUAAAGUAUUUUGCAUUCUUAUUGUGUAAUAAUUCAUUAUUAAAAGUUAAUUAUAAAUAUAAAGUCCUUGAAUAGAGAAUAAUCCACAAUAACCCAAUAACCAUUGUGGCUUAUUACCAUCGAGCUUUUUUGAAACUUUCCCAGGAUGCAAUCUACCACAGUUUGUCAUGUAGGGGGGUAAUGAUUAGGGGAAUAUGGUAGGUAAUGUGAGGUCACUGGUGACUACACCUUCACCUCUCAUUACUUUACCCACCACUCCACACUACUCACCCUCUCACUACUUUAACUAAACAUAAAUAAAUGGAGAAAAUAACGGGGACAGUGAAUAUUACUAUUCUACUCAAACACAGCUUAUUAUUAAGUCCUUGUACAAUAAUAUAUUUGGGAACAGGAGUACAUCAUUGGGGUUUAGAUAAAUGGGGUGGUACACAUAAGCAGUGAGACUGGGAAUACAAUCAACUUGACGAAAAUGAAUAUAACUUACAAUAUAGUACAGAGGACAGUUCACUACAGGAGCUAAGCCACAGGUCCCAAGACCUACACAGCACGAGUACUGCUCCAAGCCAGUACUCUGCCCAAUGUCUCCAACAGUCUCUCCUCCCAAGACUCUCCAGCUCAGCUCUGCUCCCAGGCCAGAGCUCUGCCCGAAUCUCCUCUGCUCAGCUGUUCCUUGGGUUUAUAUGGUGGUCCAAGCACACCCCACAACCACGUGUACGACCUGACGCCUAGGUCUGAUGCCGUCAAGAACAAAAGACCUCAGACGUGGGAGUGGCUGACAGACGUUUGCCAAGGCAAGGUGUGACCAUAUAAUUGGUUAAAUUAGGUCUCCCCAGAGACCUCACAAGCCCAGCUGGACUAAAUCACAUCCCCCUUUCUCCCCAAUUUAAAAUAUCUGAGAACUAGGACAAUUUGUCCUAGUUAUUAGACUGUU